GACACUUUGUUUGACUGGGAAUAAGAAUGUAUUUUUAUUUAUUUUCAUAUAUCUUGCAAAGAUUCAGACACCACACAGACAUCGUUUCUUUCUUCGUGCAAAUGAGAGUGGUUUAACAUCUAUUCGCAGCCCUAGCCAUGGCAAGUGAGAUCAGGGACCCUAUGCUGCUGGCAGAGCCCAUGUUCAUUCUGGAGAAUGGGGAGAUGUAUAGGAACCCAACUGAAGUAAAGAUGAGCCAGAUAGUUCUUCCCUGCCAUGCAAACCACUGUGGAGAACUCAGUUCUGGGCAGCUGCUCAAGUGGAUGGACUCCACCGCCUGCCUGUCAGCUGAAAGACAUGCUGGCUGCUCCUGUAUCACAGCUUCAGUGGAUGACAUUCACUUUGAAACAACUAUAGGGAUUGGACAGGUUGUAAACAUUACAGCCAAAGUCAACAGAGCCUUCACAUCCAGCAUGGAGGUUGGUAUUUCGGUGAGCUGUGAAGAUCUCUUUAGUGACAGACAGUGGAAGGUCUGCCACGCUUUCGCCACCUUUGUGGCCCGUCGUACAGAAGCAGGAAAGGUACAGCUCAUGCAGGCGAUUCCACGCACGCAGGCAGAGCAGAUGGAGUACAGCCUCGCAGCCGAGCGCAGGAGGAUGAGACUAAUCCACGCAGAGACUAUUAUCGACCUCCUCAGCAGCUGCUCCUCUCAGACAGUGAGUGAGCAUCUAGAUUACCAGGAUGCGGUGCCUGCAGAGAGAACUCGGGUAGAAAGCGUCGAGCUGGUGCUGCCGCCUCAUGCCAAUCACCAGGUCAGCACCUUCGGUGGACAAAUCAUGGCCUGGAUGGAGAAUGUAGCCACCAUCUCUGCCAGCCGUUUGUGUAAUGCUCACCCAAUUCUGCGGAGCAUAGACAUGUUCCACUUUCGUGGCCCCUCCCACAUUGGAGACAGACUGGUGUUGAAGGCAAUCGUAAACAAUGCUUUCAAGAAAAGUAUGGAGGUGGGAGUGUGUGCAGAGGCCUAUCAGGGUGGAGAACCCCUACGACACAUCAACACUGCCUUCAUGAACUUUGAGGUCUUGGACAAUGACAGGAAGCCACGCACUUUGCCAAGGAUACGGCCUGAGCCUGUGGAUGGUAAGAGGCGCUUUCAGGAAGCCAUAGCCAGAAAGAAAAUCCGCCUCGACAGGAAGUACAUAAUAUCCUGCAAGCAAAGUGAGGUUCCUCUCUCAGUUCCCUGGGACCCAAGUAACCAGAUGUACCUCAGUUACAAUAAUGUUUCGGCACUGAAAAUGUUAGCUGCCCGGACCAACUGGGUCUUGACCUCAGAGAAAAACAAGGUGAGCUUAUACACGCUGGAGGAGAACCAGAUUUUAUGCUUUAAGGUGGAGACCCAUGUGGCCAUGGCAGCCGAGCAGGUGUUUCUGUUACUGUCUGAUCUAAGGCGAAGGAAGGCAUGGGACCACCACUAUCAAGAGUGCGAAGUGAUAACCGACCCACAUGAAGACGACACCAUCUACCGUGUUGUCACCCCCUCUGUGACUAAAGGAGGCAAAGACCAGGAAUUCAUCCUCCUGGCCUCUAGGAGGCGCCCUUGUGAUUCUGGAGACCCUUACUUGAUUGCCUUGCGUUCUGUUACCCUGCCUGCGUACCCUCCUACUGAAGACUACAACAGAGGAGAGGUGCUCUGUGCUGGGUUCAGUAUCUGGGAAGAGGAAAGCUCUUUCACAAAGAUUUCUUACUACAACCAGGCCACUCCUGGCGUGCUGCCCUACAUCUCCACUGACAUCGCUGGGCUUUCCUCCAGCUUCUACUGCACCUUUGCCUCAUGUAGUGCUUUCCUGGAGGGGAAUAAAGACAGCCUGGCUUCUCUGCCCACCUCCACCCUGUGACAAAACUCAGGGAGAAGUUGAAGUCGACAUUCUGUGCUAUUCAGUGAUUGAUUUUGUUUCUGAAAAAUAAUGAUUUGGGUCGAGACGUCACUGUAGAAUUGGGAUGACAUAGACUUUCACAUCUGAGUUCAGUAUAAAAGAUCAUGACCCGUUUGGUACAUAUUAAUACUCUUUUUCCACAUGAAUUCAGAAAAAGGUAUUAGUUUACUUUUCAUGAUCCUUUUUCUGUUAAAACACCAGAUUCGUAAAUAUAUUACACAUUAUUUUAUAAUGUAGAUAGAUAUGAUGAAUAGUAUUAUUUAAAAAAUAGAUAUUUUUAAUAUAUAUAUUCACCUUCUUGACUAUAAGCUAGAAUUCAGGGUUAUGUGCAAUCAUGUAAAAAUCUCUACAGAUGGCUUUACCAGAAGACUAAGCUAGUAUAUUGCCCUGUUGUCCUUAUCAAUGAGUUUAGUACUCAAAAUAAUAUGAAUAACCUUCAAAUAGGUGGCAAGGUC
Rhinichthys klamathensis goyatoka is the source of this 2365-nucleotide messenger RNA. RefSeq names its product acyl-CoA thioesterase 11b (gene acot11b). Gene Ontology annotation, cellular component: extracellular exosome. Lineage: Eukaryota; Metazoa; Chordata; Actinopteri; Cypriniformes; Leuciscidae. The record is from RefSeq and is a predicted model, not a curated record. The transcript has 16 exons. Bases 138 to 1871 code for a protein of 577 amino acids. Gene Ontology annotation, molecular function: lipid binding; thiolester hydrolase activity.